AUGGACCUAGAACCCGAUUCAUCGUUCGUCGGGCUUUCUGCGGUUUCUGGUGACAAACUCGCUGGAGUGGCGAUCGGCGGGCUGCUGGUGGAGGGGAAAACCAUUGGGGCCUCUACUGGUGUUGCAGAACUGGAAGGAAUACUCGCCGAUGCCUCUGGGGUUGCUGCAGUAGCCGGACCUUCCGUAACUGGUGGAUUAGCGAUUGGAGCCGAAGUCGGAGUAGUCACCGGAGUUGCAGCCGGAGUGGAAACCGAUGGCGGUGGAGUCGUUGGAGACAAAACUGGAGGGGACCCACUUGGAGAUGGGGGAACAACAGAAGUUGGGGAUGGCGGGAUUGCAGGGGAGAUUUUAGGAGAUUGUGCGGGAGAUUUUGAAGGGGAAGAGGAAGGAGUGGAAGGAGUAGAAGACGGAGAAGUCACCGGAGAACUUGCGGGAGAAGUUGUCGGAGAUUUAGCCGGAGCACUUACAGGAGAUGUUGUGGGAGAUUCAGCAGGAGCACUGGCAGGAGAAGAGACAGGAGAUUUGGCAGGUGAUGCAGAGGGCUGUGUUGUUUUAGAUGGCGAAGGGGCAGGCGCAUUGUCUGCAUGUACAAUAAAAGAAAAAGUAAAAGCAAGGAAAAUGAGUAGAAAGAGUCUCUGCAACAUAUUGAGUGGGCGUUUAUGGAAUCGGCAACAAUUGAUAAAUGGAAAACGGGGAGUGUUUUGGCUUUUGAUGGAGUAG
This is a messenger RNA of Hevea brasiliensis (rubber tree), 720 nucleotides long. RefSeq lists its product as uncharacterized. NCBI's taxonomy places the organism in Eukaryota, Viridiplantae, Streptophyta, Magnoliopsida, Malpighiales, Euphorbiaceae. The coding region runs from base 1 to 720 and encodes 239 amino acids. The transcript has a single exon. The record is from RefSeq and is a predicted model, not a curated record.